Molecule: messenger RNA, 1307 nt
Organism: Dentiscutata heterogama
Lineage: Eukaryota; Fungi; Glomeromycota; Glomeromycetes; Diversisporales; Gigasporaceae
Source: the annotation of a GenBank genome assembly
AUAUUGGUGUAUGGGAAAAUAUUAAUCAUGAACGUGUUAGACCAUUCAAAGAUAUGCAAGUAUGGGAUGGCAUUAGUAACGCUCGCAUAAGGUUUAAUAGUGAUGACAGCAUCCCUAUUAAUAAAAGUGCAAAAGCCCUCGCUUGGAUCAUAGAAAAUCAUAAUAUUCAACAUGCUAUUCUUACCAAACUUGCACAAUCUAAAGAUAAUAACUUUGACUUUCUCGAAAAUACAACAAUUGGUGCAGAUGGAAUCAAUUCUGUUGUACGCUCGUUUGCUAACAUUGAAUCACUUGGUUGGGAUUAUAAUGCACGUGCAGUGGUGGCUACUCUACAGGUAGACUCACUAAUAGAAAAUGGGACAGCAUGGCAAAGAUUUUUGCCAACAGGCCCUAUUGCAUUGUUGCCGAUAUGUAAACUUCCAUCAAAUAAGUUCAUACAUUUAGUGAAUUCAGCAUUUCACCUUCGAAUUGCUGAUUUAGAAUAUUUAUAUUCUCAAUUGGAAAAUAAUGAAAUUGAUUUUGCAAAAGAAUUUGAGUGGCGUCAAUCUAUUGAAAAAAAAUCAAACACAGGAAAUAACUCUAUAGGAACAUUUCCACCAUUAAUAUUGGAUGUACAAGAAAAAAGUCGUGCGGAAUUUCCAUUAAAGAUGAGAAAUGCAGAAAGUUAUGUAAAAGAAAGGAUUGCUCUUAUUGGCGAUGCUGCACAUACAAUACAUCCACUUGCUGGACAAGGGCUAAAUCAAGGAUUAGCUGAUGUACAAAGCUUAGUCAAAGUCAUUGAACAUGGAGUUGUUACAGGACAAGAUUUAGGAAAUAUACAAUUGCUUAAAAAUUAUUCUUCUGAUAGAUAUUUAUCAAAUCUCAUAAUGUUGGGAGUAGUUGAUAAAUUGCAUAAAUUGUUUGGAAAUGAUUUCGCACCUAUUGUUCUUAUGAGAUCAUUAGGGUUGCAAGUAAUUAAUAAUUUAGAGCCUGUGAAGAAAAAUAUUAGAAUUGGAGGCGAUCUAGUUGAGACUGAAAAUAAUUUUUUUGAAAAAACUCAAGUAUCUGUUCUUGGAUUUGCAGUAUAUUAUCAUGAACCUGAUCGAAGUUUACAUACACAAUAUUUUGAUUACUUUUCUGAUGUUUUGAGUCAUGAUACAUUAUUCGUUAUAAACUGUAUUACAAAGCUUCUUAGUCAUUCUUUUAUGUCAAGAUUUCAUGAAGCUUGUUUUUGGUCAGAUUGUGAACCUCACUACUAUGGGAAGAAUAUCAUUGAUAGUCACUUUGGUGUAUUAUCUAGAUGUUUUUCUGAAGGCGAAGCUACAUGA